This is a messenger RNA of Gadus chalcogrammus (walleye pollock), 1320 nucleotides long. RefSeq names its product claudin k (gene cldnk). Gene Ontology annotation, molecular function: structural molecule activity. Lineage: Eukaryota; Metazoa; Chordata; Actinopteri; Gadiformes; Gadidae. The coding region runs from base 403 to 1050 and encodes 215 amino acids. Gene Ontology annotation, biological process: cell adhesion; bicellular tight junction assembly. The record is from RefSeq and is a predicted model, not a curated record. The transcript has 2 exons. Gene Ontology annotation, cellular component: bicellular tight junction; plasma membrane.
GUGGCAUCUGGGAGGGCAGCCUCCCUCCCCAGUCCAUUGCUGGGUGUUGAAGCUGACUGUGCCUCUCCAUCACCUGACCCUCACCAGAGCCAGACCGUCCGAAGCGCUCUUCCUUGGCUCGCCUUGGGGGAAUAAGGUGAAUACUUUGGGCGUUAGUGUCCAAGAGCGCCGCUCAUUGAAGAACGAAAAGGAAGACGAAGACCUGUGGACCACUUCCAAAGGGAGACGAGAGUUGCUCGGCCGCUGUCUGCUUUCACAGCUGUCUUCCCAUCACGGCAUCGACCCUCACCACACAACGGGAGCCUCAUCUGGUUGGAAGUAGACUUUGUCCCCGCAAAGGAGAAAAGACACUGAUCCCACAUCACCAGCUGCCUCCGUCCGACUCCGACAACAGCGAUCACCAUGGCGACCACGGGUAUGCAGCUGCUCGGCCUGAUCAUGGCCAUCGUGGGCUGGGUGUGCGGGGCGAUCGUGUGCACCAUGCCGCUGUGGCGCGUCACCGCCUUCAUCGGGAACAACAUAGUGACAGCUCAGAUCAUCUGGGAGGGCCUCUGGAUGACCUGCAUCGUGCAGAGCACUGGGCAGAUCCAGUGCAAGGUGUACGACAGCAUGCUCGCCUUGCCCAGCGACAUGCAGGCGGCGCGCGGCCUCACGGUCCUCUCCAUCAUGCUUUGCGGCGUGGCGCUCUCCCUGGGCGUGGUGGGCGUCAAGUGCACCAAGUGCGUCGGCGUCAACAGCCUCAAGGCCCGCAUCGCCCGCAUCUCCGGCAUCAUGUUCGCCAUUGCGGGCUUCCUGUACCUGGUGCCCAUCUGCUGGACGGCCCACUCCAUCAUCAGGGAUUUCUACGACCCGCACGUGGCGGCGCCGCACAAGCGAGAGCUCGGCCCAGCGCUGUACAUUGGCUGGGGGGCGUCCGCUCUGCUGCUCAUCGGGGGUUCUCUGCUCUACGCCGGGUCGAGUCCCCCGGGCAUGCCCGGCUCGCCCACCUUCAGCAGUGGGGAGAGCAGCCCCCGCAGAGGCCCUGCCUCACAGGUUAAAGGCUACGUCUAAACUCUGUUAAUAUCACCCCUUCUCUCUCUCUCUCUCUCUCUCUCUCUCUCUCUCUCUCUCUCUCUCUCUCUCUCUCUCUCUCUCUCUUUCUCUUUCUCUCUCUCUCUCUCUCUCUCUCUCUCUCUCUCUCUCUCUCUCUCUCUCUCUCUCUCUCACAACCAAUGAUAAACCUUCCUUACCACCUUGAUAUCUCUUCUUUUAAUGCUACGAUAUUUAAUGUUACUCCAUUUUUUUUGUUUAAGUUAUUUUAAAAUGCCAUUUCAAUGUUAU